Molecule: messenger RNA, 626 nt
Organism: Anopheles moucheti
Lineage: Eukaryota; Metazoa; Arthropoda; Insecta; Diptera; Culicidae
Exons: 3
Coding region: 54-584 (176 amino acids)
Biological process (GO): biological process involved in interspecies interaction between organisms
Cellular component (GO): external side of plasma membrane
Molecular function (GO): carbohydrate binding
Source: RefSeq, a predicted model, not a curated record
UUCCUUCAUUUAGCAUUUAUUCAAUAAUAAAAAGCGUAUAUCUCAAGUGCAAAAUGAAGCUAAAAAAUACAAUUUUCGGUGGAUUUACGGUGGUAAUGUUUUAUAUGAUUAUUAAUACAGAAUGUUACAACCCGAAAACUGCUCUCGAAAUGAUCCAUCAGAAGCUUUGUGUUUGCCCGUGUGGAAAUAAACAAGGAGGAAAGCUUUAUACUGUGCCCAGUGUGCGUCUUAACUGGUUCGAUGCGAUGGCACACUGUAACUUAAUUGGGAUGUCUCUUGCUACGAUAAAGGAUGCAAAUGAGCGACGAUUGUUGCAGCUGUAUUUGCAGCAAAACAGAAUCGGAUUACGGUCAUCUAAAACAAAUCCGGUACCGUAUUGGAUUGGAGCUAAUAAUCUUGCUGCUGGCAGUGGUUUUCACUGGAGUCUAAGCAAUAAAGAAGCAAAAACAUCUGAAUGGAAUUCAGGAUCAGCUCCGCGCAAUGCUCGAAUGGAACGGGUCUGCGUUUACAUACUGGGUGACACUAUGCAAUGGGUUCCAGACCUUUGUGAUAAUGAACCGCGGCAAUUUAUUUGUGAAUAUUAACCAGCAUGAGAUCACCAUCAAAUUAGCAUGAGGUCGUUCUUG